This is a messenger RNA of Adineta steineri, 1425 nucleotides long. Lineage: Eukaryota; Metazoa; Rotifera; Eurotatoria; Adinetida; Adinetidae. The record is from the annotation of a GenBank genome assembly.
AUGCAACAUGUUUGUGAAACGGCUGGUGUUGGACAUGUAAGAAAAAAAACAAUGACGUCGUUAGUAUGUUUAUCCGAACGAAAUUUUCGUGAUAAAUAUGUUUAUGCAAAUGGAUAUUUAAGUAUAUUAGAUCCAAAUAAAAAGAAAGAUUUUACUAAAUAUGAUGAUACAUUAUGUCGAUUACUUGAAUAUUUACAAGAAAAACCAGAUCAACGUGAUGGUUUAUUUUCUCGUUUAUUAACAAGUGCUCCAUUAAUUACAGAUAAUGCAUUACUUGUACUUAAACGUUAUUGUCAAGAUGAAACGUGUUCUUAUCUUGGUAUGAAUACUUUACGCGAUCUUAUAUUUCGUCGAAUGAAUAUGCGUGAAAAUUUUUUGGAUAUUUUACUUGAUUUUACACAUAAUGAAAAUAUAUCUGUUAGAAAUAAUGCAAUACGUAUUGCUAAAAGUUUACAUGAUAAAGAAGAAUUUAAACAACCAAUUGAACGACAUGCUUUACAAUUUUUGAAACAUUUAACAGCAUCACAACCACCAGAAGCACUUUUUGGUGAAGAUAAAAACACUUCAACAAUACCUAAAAUUCCAGUUCGUGGAAUGGGUAUGAAUAGUCCCGAAUUAUUAAAAUUAGUUGAAAAUUGUCCGAAAGGUGCCCAAACAUUAAUUAUACGUAUUAUUCAUAUACUUACUGAACAAGCUCCACCAUCACCUGCUUUGGUCGAAAAAGUACGAGAUUUAUAUCAUAAACGAGUAUCAGAUGUUCGUUUUCUUAUACCAGUACUUACGGGCUUAGAUAAGUGCAUUACCAAAAUAAUCAAACUAACACAACCAGUAGUGAAAGAAGUUUUUAAUCGACUUUUAGACCUUAAUGCUUCAUCUGAAACAUCACAUGCUAGUCCAAUCGUACCAUUUGAAUUAUUGAUUGCUCUUCAUCAAAUUUCAUCUGAAGAAUGUGAAUUAAAAACUGUUAUGAAUGCUGCAACACUCUGUCUAAAUGAAUGUGCAAUAUAUACUCAUGAUGAUGUUCUUGCUAUUGUUAUUCAACAACUUGUUGAUAUUAAUCCAAUACCCGUUUUGUUUAUGCGAAUGAUUUUACAAGCACUUCGUUUCUAUCCAAAAAUGGUUAGUUUUGUCAUGAAUAUUUUACAACGACUUAUUACAAAACAAGCAUGGAAACAAGCUCGAAUAUGGGAAGGUUUUAUAAAAUGUUGUCAAAAAACUCGACCUCAUUCAUUUCCAUUACUUCUUCAAUUACCACCUCCACAACUUAAACAUGUCUUUCAAACAACACCUGAAUUACGUGAUAUGGCACAACGUUCAUUAAUAGCAUCAUCAAUGUUAACAGUUAUUGAAGAUAAUUCAGAAAAUGUUGCAUUAGAAAUUCGUAUACAAACGAUACCAACAACGACGUCAUCUAUGGAACAAUAA